UUCUUCUCUGUCUAAUCAGCUUUCAAAGGCUAACCGGCGAACCCAAAGACGAAGAGUUUUGGGUUAAAAUCAGGGUCGGGUCGACUCAGUGAGAGUCUUGUAGUUCUAGGGUUUAUCAGUCUCUCUCAUGAGCAUUCAAAAACUAGGCGGUAGACGGAGGUGAUUUACGUGCUGUUUCUCGUUUCUGAUGUCUUAUAGAUUGGAAUCUUAAAGCUUCAGUUUCAGCUUCUUUUGAUGAAGCACUUCAACUAUAACAACUUCCUCCAAGUCCCAUAGAAAUUAUCGCAGCAAUGGCGGCAGAUGUACCAGUGCAGUCUUCGUCCAAUCCAUGCUGUGCAGCGUGGAAGCACAGCUAUUCCAAGUUAGAACAGAAGCGAAAUUAUCUGCGGGAAGCUGUGAGGAUCCUCGAAGAUCAGCUUGAUAAGAAGCAAAAAGAAUGCCAGGAGGAGCGGUCAAAGGCAGAUAUCGAGAAAGAGAAGAAAGAGAAAGAAUUGGCUGCUAGAGUGUCUUUGGAGAAAGAACUAUCUUCCUUGAAGUCUGCUAGAGUGUCUUUGGAGAAAGAACUAUCUUCCUUGAAGUCUGAGAUUUUGUCUAUAAAACCAAAAGAAGACACAAAUACUGAGGAUCAAAAUGGGAAAGUGAAUCUUCUUCAAGCAUGUGUUUCUGAAAAAGAAAAUGAAAUCAACCGUCUCAAGAAGCUUAUCGAAAAAGAAACUAAAAGGGCAGAUUCAGAAAAGAAAAAGACUGAACUGGAGAAGAAAAAAAACGCUGAAGCACAAAAAAUAAUGAAAGACAAAAAACGUGAGGCUGAUGAAGAAAAGAAACUUGUCCAGUUUGAAAAAGAGAGAGCUGAGGAAUAUAGGCAUCAGUUGGAGAUAUGUAAGAAAGAGGCUGAUGAAGCAAAAUUGUUGUUAGGUUCUGAAAAAGUAAAACUUGAAGAGGCAAACAAAAAGCUUGAAGCCGAAAAAUUAAAAGUAGUCAAGGAGAAAAAGCAUGCAACUUCGGAGAAAGCUAAAGCAGAGAAGCAAAGGAAGCUCGCAGAAGCUAACAAAAACAAGGCUGUCGAAGAAAAACACUAUGCUGAAAAUUUGUCUCUUCAAUUGGAAGAGUACAAAAAAGAAAUUGAUGAAUUGAAGAAAGAAGUACAUAAACUUAGGUCUUCUAGAAGUUUCUGUGAGGCUUCUGGUGCCAAACCUGAUGAUACAGCAAAGUCUGUAACUAUGAAGGAGGUAGGCAGAGAAGCAGAGAAAUCAAAGAUAGUCUUGGAGCUUUCUUCAAAAUUGGAGGAAGCAAACAAAAGGUUUCAACUCGAGAAUCAGAAGGCAAUUAAGGAAAAAGCACGAGCACAUGCAGAGAUGGUGAAAACAGAAGAACAGAAAAGGCUUGCUGAAAUGAAUUGGAAGAAAGCAAUGGAAGAGAAGUCUCGUGCUGAUAGUUUAUCCUGGCAGUUAGAAGAAAACAAGCAGAAGAUUGAUGAAUUAUCUAACAAGAUGCAUGAAUUUUUGUCCGUUAGAAAAUUGGUCGAGUCAUCUGCUCUUUCACUGGACAAAGCUAUGGAUGCUGAUAGUAUGAAAGUGAAACUGUUGAAGAAAGAACUUAAGCUCGAGAAAAUGCAGAAAAAGAUUGCAAAACAAGUAAUAAAGCUGGAAAAAAGUAGAAACAGUAUCCUACAACAUAAUUUAGGUUGCUUGAAGCUCGAAUUUGAUCAAUUUCUUCAUCAACUGGAGAUGCUAAAGAAAUCUCUAUCUCCUAGCACAGAAGGUACAUAUGGCCUGGAGAAGCCUCUAUCAAGGUUCAGAAUGAAUAAUCUAUAUGGUUCAGAAUCUUUACUGAUGCACCUACAAAGUCGUGACGAACUUCUAAUGCUUAUGCAUCCAACUAUUGAUCCCUCUGAUAACUUGAGGCAAACCUUUCAACAUGCUGCACCAAUGAGUCAAGUGUCUGGAGAAAAUUGUAUUGAAUCUAUUACAGGUAUUGAUUCUAAAUUGGAGUCUCUACUUGGAGGCUCUACCAGAACAAUGUUAACGAGUAAUGCAAUAAAUUCCAGUAUGGCAUCUUUUUCUGAUGGACAGUUGGUGGGCUCACAGGACAAGGGUGCCUUUUCUGUUACGACAUCAGCAAAAUUGGUUGGAGAGAAUUUCCAACCAGCAAUUUCCAACUUGUCUGGUGAGGAUACCAAAGUGAGGUGCUCUGAAAAUCUGGCUGUUGUUGAUGAAAGUAGUGUUAGAAGUCCUGUUAGCACUGGUGAUGUUGGAAGAGUCUCUGAGCAUGGCAGAAAGAGGAAAAGGAUGCUUGAUGCAGUGGAAUCUAUUGAGCAUGAUAUGCUUUAUAAGAAGGGCAAGGCAUCUCUUCCCAAGAAACUACUAAUGCAGAAUGAUUGUGACAGUAAUGGGCAGAAGAGGAGAGAUAAAGUAGAAACCGAAAUAUGUGGAUAUGCGGAUUCUCCAACUGGCAUUGAUCUGAUAGGGACUGCUGAAGCAAACAGAGAAGGCAUGAGUGAUUCUGUUACAAGCGACUUUGAAACUAUGACAGGUUUUAAGGAACUAGCAGAUGGUGAUUACAUGAAACUGCUAAGCUUGGAUAACGAUGCUGAUGAGGAAUCUUACAGGGCAGCAAUAGAAAUGCCCCUGUCCCCUACGCUUCCUGAGAUUGAUGUUCAGCAUGUUGAAAUGUUCAAUGUGGAUAAUAGUAGACCUUUAGUUAAUGAAACCUUCUGUGAAGUGUUGUCAAAUAAAGAAGGAAAAGUGUUACCCUUGUGCGGACUUGAUGUGAUCAAUAUGGAAAUUGGUUCCAAUAAAUCAAACUAUAGUGGCUCUGGAGCAUCAUGUUCAUUAAUGCAUGAGUAUGUAUGCUGCAGUAGUUCUUUAGACAUACCAGGGCACAAUGGAAACACCACUAAAGUGGAGAGAGCAUCCGAUUGCCUGGGUGGGGAAUUGGACAUGUCUAAUGCACCUAUUUCAGGAGAUAAGGAGGGUAAGUUUCCAUUUCAAAAUGGACUUAGAUCUGCAAGUGAGAGUAUUCUAGUACACUCUGUUAUUUCUAAGAAUAUUGAGGAUAGAAGCAGCAUUUCUAGGAUAUAUUUUGCAAUUAGGACUUGUAUGGCACAUUGCGCUUUGGUUGCUCAACCAGAGUGGAUUGUACGAGAGAUUCUGCUUGCUCUUGAGAGAGAAGAACAACUUUUAGCAAAGGAGAAGGUCUCUGUAUUUUUUUCGCUGUUGCUGCUCAACUUCUCUUCAGCUGCUUUUGCCAAAUUUGGUAACUCUAUAAAUUGGGCGUCUAUCCCCUGCUUGGACUCUUUUGCUGGCCAUGUGCAUUCAGUGAUGUCUGAUAUGGAGAUAAGUAGCAAGUUUGUAAAACUGUGUUGUUUGGAUGACUUGCUAAGUCUAGUUGAGGAUUUUCUCGUAGAUGGAAGUGUAAUGGUCUAUGAAGAUGUUUCUCCUAACUCGUUGAUGGAGUGCGAUUCAAGAGUUCACAUGCCUCUUGAUGGCUCAAAUAUAAGAUUGUCCUCUCUACCAGCAUCGACAGAACAGUUGGUGGCAGGGAGUGUUAUAUUGGCAUCAAUAUGUGCAGCAAUUGAUCGCGUUGGUUUUAUCUGUGAGACAUCCUACAACAUUUUAAGGAUUUGCAGAUUCAAUAAUUCAUUGGUGCUGACUAUUCUUCAUAUCUUCGCUCAUUUGGGUGGAGAAAAGUUUUUCAGCUUGAGCAACUAUGAUUUAAUGAUGACUGUCUUGAAAUCUAUAGUUAGAUAUCUUGAGGGAAAAAAUUCAUCAGAUACUGCUUGUUGUAUUCCAUCUAUAAGCGAUGCUCAUACCAAGUUCUGCCUUUCGGACGAAUGCCCAUUUUCGAAGGAUUACAUUUCUGUGGAUGCUGUUACGUCGUUGCUUUUAGAGAAGCUCAAGAUUAAUGCUCUCUUAGGGCAUGAAGAUGCGAUAAAACCUGUUCAUUUGUUAAAGUCCAUGGUACUGUUGGACAAAUAUAAGGCUGAAGAGAGUUUAAGUGAUGAAAGGAAUCAUUUUGACAUUGAAAAUAAAGCUGAUGUAUCUGCUAAUCAAUCAGAUGCAAUCACCAGUGUGACUUUAAAUGACUUUAAUGAUCUCCUGUCAUUGGUGGAGCUGGUUGCAUGCCUCAUGGGCUGGGAGUGGGCAUAUGUUGAAGUUGUUCCUUCAUUGCUGAAACUGUUGGAAUCAUGUGCAAUUGAAAACUUUACUUCUGGUAUUAUUAUUCUCCUCGGUCAACUUGGAAGGCUCGGAGUUGAUGCAUUUGGAUAUGAAGAUAAAGGUGUUCAACAAUUGAGGUGUAAACUUGUUACAUUCCUUUGUGGUGGUUGUACCAAGAAAGGUCUGCUUGUGCAAAUUGCGACGGUUACUGCUUUGCUAGGCCUCCUUUCUCUUGAUUUUGAGACAAUAAUACAGGAUACCGUGAAGUUUUUGGCAAAUUCAAGUCAAUCUUUUGCUGCUGAUUCGAUAAAGAAAUGGUUUUCUUCGCUGAGUGGAAAGCAACAAGACUUGUCGCUUAACCUUUUACAAACCGGUGGUGUAAAUAGGAACUGAGAUACUUUUCGUUGUUGAAAAAUUGGAUGUAGUAGAUCUGCAACGGUGCUUUGGAUGGAAGUUAUUGUGUAAAUUGUAGGAAAUUUUGGUCAUCCUUUUCCCCUUUUCUAGGAAUGUUAGACAUGGAAGAACUUGAGGAUGUAGAGACGGCUGCUGCAGAAGGCCUACGAGCUAGGCCCCAUAAAGAGGAGGAUCCAACACCAAACAAUAUUGAUUAUUGAAAAUUGUAUUUUGUUUA
Ziziphus jujuba (common jujube) is the source of this 4788-nucleotide messenger RNA. RefSeq lists its product as uncharacterized. The coding region runs from base 291 to 4550 and encodes 1419 amino acids. The record is from RefSeq and is a predicted model, not a curated record. Lineage: Eukaryota; Viridiplantae; Streptophyta; Magnoliopsida; Rosales; Rhamnaceae. The transcript is spliced from 9 exons.